Nanorana parkeri is the source of this 2524-nucleotide messenger RNA. It is a transcript of the gene SMARCD2, whose product is annotated as SWI/SNF related, matrix associated, actin dependent regulator of chromatin, subfamily d, member 2. Gene Ontology annotation, biological process: regulation of transcription by RNA polymerase II. Bases 648 to 2093 code for a protein of 481 amino acids. The transcript is spliced from 13 exons. NCBI's taxonomy places the organism in Eukaryota, Metazoa, Chordata, Amphibia, Anura, Dicroglossidae. The record is from RefSeq and is a predicted model, not a curated record. Gene Ontology annotation, cellular component: nucleus; SWI/SNF complex.
GGAGGCUUGUUGCAAAACAGCUCUCUGGAAGUGAUGACACCAACAGAAAAACCUUCCAAUAACUUCCUAUGAGACUAACAGCAGUAGGAAGAAGCUGCACAGCACAAGUUACCCAGUGGGGGGGUUGCACUGCGCAACACAUACAACAGGAGGGUGCAGAAUGCUGGCUAUAUACACAUGAAGCUGUACCGUACAGAAGAGACACACAAGAGGCUGAUCUGCACAGAAGAUACAUAUAGGAAGUGGCUCAACUUUUAAGAACCUACAUGCGGGGGAAGCUAGACUGAUCAGGGCUUGAAGUGCACAAAGGUUACACAUCGGAGCUGGCUGCACCGAGGACUGACUUGCGGGACAGGCUGAUCGGAGCUUGAAAUCUACACAUGGAAGGAUCACAAAAUACAACAGAAGGUUAGAGGAAAGGUAGCAGUAGUAACACUGUGGGAGGCAGAGUUCCAGGAAGAAGAGAAGUGGUUAUUAUACCUAGGAGGAGGGUGCCAGCGAUACACGCAACAAAAAGUUACAGAAAAGGAGAGGCAGCACGGAGGAAGGGUGUACGCUGCCAAUAAAAGAGACUUCGCAAGACUUGUCCUGGAAAUAUAAGUGACCAAGAAGCCCACUGACAGGGGGAUCGCCCCUUUAUUUCCUCAAUGUCCGCAAGGGGUGGUCUUCCCCUCCCUCUUGGAAACCAGAUGCACAUGAUGAGAGUACCAAACCCGGGGUUAUACCGACCCCCACCGGGCCCUUAUCAGAGACCCGGAAUGCUUCCCGGAGGACGAAUGCCAGUUCCGGGCAUGCCGGUCGGUUCGCCUAUGAUGCCAGGAUAUGGUGCAGGUUCUCCCAUGAGGCCUGCAAUGAACCCGAUGUUGAUGGAACCAUUUAGAAAGAGAGUUAUGGCCCCACAAGGACAUCCUUAUCUGGGCUCCCAAAGGAGGGGAAUGAAGAGGAGGAAAAUGGCUGACAAGGUUCUGCCCCAGAGGAUCCGAGAAUUGGUCCCCGAGUCACAGGCAUACAUGGACCUCUUAGCUUUUGAAAGAAAAUUAGAUCAGACGAUUGCCAGGAAAAGGAUGGAGAUCCAGGAUGCCAUCAAAAAACCCCUGACUCAAAAGCGCAAGCUGAGGAUAUAUAUUUCUAACACCUACACUCCAGGGAAACCUGAUGGAGAGGAAGCGGAGAGAAUCAGUUCCUGGGAGCUGCGGGUUGAAGGGAAACUGCUGGAUGAUCCCAGUAAGCAGAAGAGGAAGUUCUCGUCAUUUUUUAAAAGCCUUGUUAUCGAGCUGGAUAAAGAUCUGUAUGGGCCAGACAACCACCUUGUGGAGUGGCACAGAAUGGCAAGCACUCAGGAGACAGAUGGAUUCCAGGUGAAGAGACCAGGGGAUAUGAAUGUGAAGUGCACCUUACUUCUCAUGCUGGACCACCAGCCUCCCCAGUAUAAAUUGGACACUCGCCUGGCUCGGCUCUUGGGUGUUCACACUCAGACCCGUGCCAACAUCAUGCAAGCUCUGUGGCUUUACAUCAAGAAUAACAAGCUUCAGGACAGCCAUGAGAAGGAGUACAUCAACUGUAACCGAUACUUCAGGCAGAUCUUUAACUGCAUCCGGAUGAGGUUCUCUGAAAUCCCCAUGAAACUGGCAAGUCUCUUGCAGCACCCGGAUCCUAUAAUAAUUAACCAUAACAUCAGUGUGGAUCCCAACGAUCAGAAGAAGACGGCAUGUUAUGACAUUGAUGUUGAGGUGGAUGACCCUUUAAAGGGCCAAAUGAGCAACUUUCUUGCAUCAACUACCAACCAACAGGAGAUCGCCAACCUGGAUGUUAAGAUUCACGAGACAAUCGAAUCCAUCAACCAGCUGAAGACACAAAGGGAUUUCAUGCUAAGCUUUAGCAACGACCCUCAGGAGUUUAUCCAAGACUGGCUGAAAUCUCAAAGCAGGGAUCUCAAGAUCAUGACUGAUAUGAUGGGCAAUCCAGAGGAAGAGAGGCAUUCAGAGUUCUACGAGCAGCCGUGGACUCAGGAGGCUGUGGGGAGAUACGUUUUCUUCAAGGUCCAGCAGCGGAGGCAGGAGCUUGAGCAGGUCCUGGGAAUACGUCUGACAUGAGAACAUUCUGGAGCAGCUUGUACUUAAAAUUCUUGUGCCUUUAUUAUACAUGUUCUAUACAUUCUGUCACCUUAGAAAAGCUGUGUGUCAGUCCUCGGGUACGAUAAGUUAGCUGCCUUUUCAUUUACAAAACCUAUGCAAAAUUCUGUCUCCAGAAACAUAAGGAAGAGAUGUAUCUGCUCUAUAAACCUGAACACCCAAUUAGGCUCAGGGGUUUCUACAGGAAUUGUCUAAUUGGGUGCUGUAGGUAUUAAUACAGUUAACCCCCCAAACUAGUUUCAUGGAUAAGUUCUCGGUGCUCAGCUUAAUUCUUGUUAUUGAUUGUAAGCCAACGCAUGACACACUUUUACACAGAGGCCCAGAAUGAAGUGCAAGGCACACCUGGGCAGUUUUUGGCUCUCCAUGACAAUGGGGACCCAUAGGCAAAACAA